Messenger RNA from Trypanosoma theileri, 510 nucleotides. RefSeq lists its product as uncharacterized. Bases 1 to 510 code for a protein of 169 amino acids. NCBI's taxonomy places the organism in Eukaryota, Euglenozoa, Kinetoplastea, Trypanosomatida, Trypanosomatidae. The record is from RefSeq and is a predicted model, not a curated record. The transcript has a single exon.
AUGAGACGGCGAUACAUUGUUUCUCAUGCUGCGGGCAUAACAACUGCGGUAGCACACAAAUUUGCAGGCGGGCGGACGUUCGCACGUGGACGGCCGUACACUCCACUGGGCACUGUGCAGGACUUCACAUCCUCACCGCAUCACACUCGUUUUGCUGAAAUGCAGCGGGAACUAGACGAAAUGAACGGACGCCCACCCUCACAUUUGUAUGAGGGACCAACCGUCACAACAGCACAAGGUGCUCGUCCACUGUUUGAACGUGAUAUGCGUGAGGAUCCGAUGAAUGAUGAUUUGCCUGAACACUACGUUGCUGCUAGACAACGCAUGAUGACAAUGCAGAGUGAUAGUUACGGUGAAUCCAUUCGCGGUGUUGUUUCACCACCACCACCGCCGGAUUUGAAUGCACCGCGGGAGUACCAUCAGCAACAGGCGGAGUUGGGUGCCGUUUGGUGGACCGCCAUAACACUCAUUGUAAUAGCGUUUUUCUUAAUGGUGAAAUUUGGGCGGUAG